This is a messenger RNA of Podarcis lilfordi (Lilford's wall lizard), 16128 nucleotides long. The record is from the annotation of a GenBank genome assembly. Lineage: Eukaryota; Metazoa; Chordata; Lepidosauria; Squamata; Lacertidae.
UGGUGCUGGAGGAGACUCUGGAGAGUCCCAUGGACUGCAAGAAGAUCCAACCUCUCCAUUCGGAAGGAAAUCAGCCCUGAGUGCUCACUGGAAGGACAGAUCCUGAAGCUGAGGCUCCAAGACUUUGGCCACCUCAGGAGAAGAGAGGACUCCCUGGAAAAGACCUUGAUGUUGGGAAAGAUGGAGGGCGCAAGGAGAAGGGGACGACAGAGGACGAGAUGGUGGGACAGUGUUCUCGAAGCUACCAGCAUGAGUUUGACCAAACUGCGGGAGGCAGUGGAAGACAGGAGGGCCUGGCGUGCUCUGGUCCAGGGGGUCACGAAGAGGCGGACACGACUAAAUGGAUAAACAACAACAAGUCUGGCUGGCUUUGAACCAUCUGCAGCAGGAAUUUCAAGCAGUAAAAAGAAUAUUACCGCCUUCAAACCAGGGAGGGGAGCAAAUAUAAGUUGCAUUUUCGGCUGAGUUUGGGGGAGCAUCUGUUGCCUGGAGCGAUUUCAAUGGCUUUCGUAAUCCUUCCAAACAGCCGAAAGCCUCCAAAUUCUGAUAAUACAGUCGUCCCUUGGUUCUCAGACUUGAUCCGUUCCAGAAGUCCGUUCCAAAACCAAAGCGUUCCUAAACCAAGGGGCGCUUUCCCUUUGAAAGGAAUGCAAAACGGACUAAUCCAUACCAGGCUUUUAAAAACAACCCCUAAAACAGCAAUUGAAUUUUACUAUAUAACGAGACCAUCGAUCCAUAAAAUGAAAGCAUUAAUCAAUGUGCUGUACUAUAAAAUAAAUAAGGCAGUAUUGUAGAUGAUAAAAAUUAAACCGAACUUUUUUCUUCUUCACCUGCACUGGUGAUAGGCAUUGUUUGGGAUUUUAUCCAUUUCCGCAGUCACACAAUCCAUCAGUAGCUGAACUGGGUUCCGCACAGUCAUGAAAACAGAAAAAGAGAGCCACAAAAAUGCAAAAUAAAUAGCACAAACAGACAGACCUUAGCGUAACACUCAAAUCGUAAGCGUAACACUCAAAAUGGAUCACGUUCGGCUUCCAAAAAAAGUUCGCCAACUGGAACACUUCCUUCCGGUUUUGCAGUGUUUGGGUUCCAAGUUGUUUGAGUACCAAGGCGUUUGAGAACCAAGGGACCGCUGUAAUAAUAUUUCUUAUCGACGGAAAGUUUGGUGCGGUGCAAGUGAGCUUUCAUCCCAGGGGGAAAAGUUGGAGAACGACCAGUGGUUAUUACUUUAGGACAGGGGUAGGCAACCUAAGGCCCCCUGGGGGCCGGAUCCGGCCCAGUCGCCUUCUCAAUCUGGCCUGCGGACGGUCCGGGAAUCAGUGUGUUUUUACAUGAGUAGAAUGUGUGCUUUUAUUUAAAAUGCAUCUCUGGGUUAUUUGCGGGGCAUAGGAAUUAUUUCAUUUUCCCCCCAAAAUAUAGUCUGGCCCCCCACAAGGUCUGAGGGACAGUGGACCGGCCCCCUGCUGAAAAAGUUUCCUGACCCCUGCUCUAAAGCCUUAUUUCCCAACACGACUUUUUGCUUCCUGGGAAGUCUGUGAAUCAGUGUGUUUUUACAUGAGGAGAAUGUGUCCUUUUAUUUAAAAUGCAUCUCUGGGUUAUUUGUGGGGCAUAGGAAUUAUUUCAUUUUUCCCCCAAAAUAUAGUCCGGCCCCCCACAUGGUCUAAGGGAUGGCUGAAAAAGGCUACUGACCCUUGCUUUAGGGUGCAUGGUUUCGUUUCUGCAGGUAAGACUCACCUGAGCAUGGGAUGGAGAUGCUCGCAACAUCAACAUCCCAGCAAAUCUCGCUUCUCCAUUAGUCAGAGCUUUGGCUCUGAGGCAAAGGAGGCAGGUCUGUCUCUCUCCUCCUUCCAGCUAUCUGACUCCACCCUGGCUCCUGUUUUCUUGCCUAGCAGCUGGGUGAGGGGGCGGAAAGAAAAAAGCCCCACCUAUGAGCCUGGCGGGGGGGGGGCACUUAGUUGCAGCUCCUGCAAGCUAGCUCACCAGGUGCUGAUGAUGACAUGGAGGUCACCGGAAAACUUGUCCCACUGGUUCCGAAUCCUCAAGAUGAUGUUGUAAACAAAAUCUGCCCUUCUUCCCUUAUGGGGUACCCAAGAGCCAUAUAGAGUCCUUAAGUGGGUUCCCUAUUGGUAGGGACGCGGGUGGUGCUGUGGGUUAAACCACAGAGCCCAGGACUUGCUGAUCAGAAGGUUGGCGGUUCGAAUCCCCAUGACGAGGUGAGCUCCCGUUGCUCGGUCCCUGCUCCUGCCCACCUAGCAGUUCGAAAGCACAUCAAAGUGCAAGCAGAUAAAUAGGUACCACUCUGGCGGGAAGGUAAACGGCGUUUCCGUGCGCUGCUCUGGUUCUCCAGAAGCGGCUCAGUCCUGCUGGCCACAUGACCCAGAAGCUGUAAGCCGGCUCCCAUGGCCACUAAAGCGAGAUGAGUGCCGCAACCCCAGAGUCGGCCACGACUGGACCUAACGGUCAGGGGUCCCUUUACCCUUUACUAUCGGUAGGAGAAAAUAACAGAGGCCAAGCAGAGAAUAUUGGGAAGCAAAGCAGCUCGUAAGCCUGAUCUUUAUUGAACUAUUGCAACAGGGUCCUCACUUCCCACAUGCAGGAGGGAGGAGGAACCCAGAACAAUGGGGUGCAAGUUCUUAUAUAGACAUUUUAAAUUCCCUGCCCUGGAGCUCAAGACCACCUCCUACAAACAUCAUACUUACAUCACAGAAAAGGCGGCCCACAACAGAAAUGUGAAUGUUGUUUUUCCUGUCUGCCAGGUUAUCUGAUAACGCCUUACGUGAUUGCCUUUCCUGGUAGUCUGGCCAUUCCUUUGAGAUGGUGAUUUCCCAAUUUCUGAGACAAUGGGAAGGUUCCCUCACCCCCUCCCUCCUUGCAGAGAAAACAUUUGGUCAGUUUGGGAGUCAAAAUGGUUUAAGGACGGUCUUCCUGUGCUGCUCCAGACAUGUGGUCGACAUAUCUAUGUAUGUGCUUGGUUGGUACAUUUUAUGAACAUUUAUUAUAUGUAUUGUUGUUGUUGUUGUUGUUGAGUUGUUUAGUUGUGUCCACCUCUUCAUGACCCCCUGGACCAGAGCACGCCAGGCCCUCCUGUCUUCCACUGCCUCCCUCAUGCUGGUAGCUUCGAGAACACUGUCCCACCACCUCGCGCUCCGUCGUCCCCUUCUCCUUGUGCCCUCCAUCUUCCCCAACAUCAGGGUCUUUUCCAGGGAGUCUUCUCAUGAGGGGGCCAAAGUCUUGGAGCCUCAGCUUCAGGAUCUGUCCUUCCAGUGAGCACUCAGGGCUGAUUUCCUUCAGAAUGGAGAGGUUGGAUCUUCCUGCAGUCCAUGGGACUCUCAAGAGUCUCCUCCAGCACCAUAUUAUAUGUAUAUAAGACCUUAAUUUUUUUAUUACAAUGAUGCUAACCCUUGCUGGGUUCAAGACCUCAAGAACUGGGAGGGACUGGGGGUGCGGCCAGUGUUACAGGAAUUCUAAGGUCUUAGUCCCUGAUAACGCCUUAUCUCAGGCCUGUCCAACUCCCAAGAGACUGUGAUCUACUCACAGUAUCAAAAGACCGGCUUUGAUCUACCCACUAAACUUUGUACUGGGACACCCCCUGCGAUCUACCUAUUGGACAUGCCUGCCUUAUCUAAUUACCUUUUCUGGGUAGCCUGGCCAUAAACUUAGAGAUAAAUCCUUAGUUCCCAAAUCUCUUACACAUAAUGAUAUCAGCUUAACAGACACUUGUCAGACUAUUUGAAAAGGGAGGCGUAAGCCCCUACAGUCCAAAGACAAUUGGAAAGCUUUUCCCAUUUCCUUCCUCUUUGCAGAGAAAUAUUUGAGGUCAAUUUGGGAGAGUCCAAAAGGCUUCAGGGUUGCUGUCCUCUACACGUGGUUUAUAUGCUUAUGUAUGUGUUUGGCUUGUACAUUUGUGAACAUUUAUUCUAUAUAAGACCCUAGAAUUCCUAUAAGAAGCUCUCUCUUUAGGAAAUCAAAGUUGUUGUGCUUUUCUUUUAGGAAACCAAAGUUUCCUGGGAAACCCUGUAAAGAAGAGGACAUGAGGACUCGGAUAUAUUUAAACGCUUUUCAAUAAUAUUCGUGGUCUUUCCCCCUGCCCACCCCACCCCCAGCUAUGCCCAUGCCUAGUUUGAAGAGCUGAGGAUCUGGGUUUUUUUUUUUUUUUGUGACAUGCAAACUCCCAAGCGGAAACUGGCGCCUUAUCUCUCUCCCUUCCGUGUCAGCUGCCAGUUCCAAAGUCCAAACUUUUGUUGUCAAGCGCAAAAAGUUGCUCAACAGCUUGUGUCAGCAGAUCGGCUCCGCCUGGGGGCUUGCACAAUUUCCCCUGGUAGGUGGCAAACAUCGUUUUAAAUUCUUGCAGGCAUGCUGGGACCUGAGGCGACCCCCCCCCCCGCCUCCUUACCAGUCUUUCAGUCCACUGUCCAAUCUGGACUGGGGGGGGUGGUCCCCAGAGGAGCCAAAUCCUAGGGACCUCGCCCGUCCAAUAAAACGCUGAUGCUAAUUGCCACUCAAAUAGCGUGUGCAUGACACCUCAUGCCAUCGAUUAUGCGAGGUGGGGCUUAUUUCUAUUCAAGUUGAAACCCCACCACCACCGCUGUCCAGGAACUUCCCAUCCCCUCCAACGUUUCUCUCCUGAAAAUAGGGACGUCCUAUUCCCCACCCCCCACCCCCGUAUAGUUCAAGCUCUGGUUUUCCCAGUCGUGAUGUAUGGAAGUGAGAGCUGGACCAUCAAGAAGGCUGAUCGCCGAAGAAUGGAUGCUUUUGAAUUCUGGUGCUGGAGGAGACUCUGGAGAGUCCCAUGGACUGCAAGAAGAUCAAACCUCUCCAUUCUGAAGGAAAUCAGCCCUGAGUGCUCACUGGAAGGACAGAUCCUGAAGCUGAGGCUCCAAGACUUUGGCCACCUCAGGAGAAGAGAGAACUCCCUGGAAAAGACCCUGAUGUUGGGAAAGAUGGAGGGCGCAAGGAGAAGGGGACGACGGAGGACGAGAUGGUGGGACAGUGUUCUCGAAGCUACCAGCAUGAGUUUGACCAAACUGCGGGAGGCAGUGGAAGACAGAAGUGCCUGGCGUGCUCUGGUCCAGGGGGUCACCAAGAGGCGGACACCAGUAAACAACAAAUUCCAUCCCCGCCAACGUUUCUCCCGUGAAAAUAGGGACGUCCCAUUCCAUCUCUUCCGACGUUUCUCCCCUGAAAAUAGGACGUCCUAAGGGAAAGCGGGACUUUCCGACAUCAAAUCAGAAACCGACACAGCUUCAAGAGGAUUGCAAAACGGAUUUAAAAAAAAAACAAAGUAUUGUAAACAUGUGAGCACGCUAGCAGGCUGGGAGUAAGUUCAGCAGUAAAAAAAAGUUACUUUGAGAAUCAAGCUGAGAAAAUCAGCUAUAGAUUAGUUGUAAUAUGCAGCAGCAAAAAAUAACCAUGAAAGGGUUUGAGGGACGUCUUUAAAGUGAAUGCUUACUGGAAAAUGUUUGGUUAAUUGUAUUUUAUUUGUGGGGGGACGACCUAUUUUUUCCCUGCAAAUCCCUGGAAAAUAUUUUCUUUCUUUGGCGAUCACUCGCAGCAAGACUGUUUUCCAUGGACACGGUAUUUCCCCAGGAAAAUAGGGACAAGUGGAGACCUGCAACAUCUGGAAGCCCCCAAACCGUUUGCUGGUUGUUGCUUUGAAACAGGCGCGCGCAAAGUGGUCUUUCCCCUAAAUCUCCCGGUCUGGGGCCUCCCAAAAAUCCGGCUCCUCCUUCUCCUCCUCUGGAGCAAGUCAGGGGCCGCCUGAGUCACACACACACAAAACCGCAGCAGAAGAAGACGAACGGGUUGCGAGGAGGAAGAAGAGAGAAAGGGCGGAGCCGGGAAAGGGGAUUUUAAAGAGCCGCCCGUCUCGCCCCCGCUGCGCACUCCGCCUUUCCAUUGCGCACAGCCCGGCACCUCUCCUCGCCAUGGCUCCCGGCUGGCUCCUGUCCAUCGCCGCUUUCUGCUGCCUGGGGGGCAUCACCCUGGGGGGCGCCCCUUGCCACUACCCCCCGCACCAGUGGUGCGGAUCCAGCGAGAUCGCGCAGGCUUGCAAGGUGAGGAAAGGGAAAGCGAAGGUGGAGAGGAAGAGCGCAAAUGCUUUGCGCGCAGGCGAGUUGGCAAGGGGAUGGGGGAGGGGUGGCCACCCACGUUGCGGGUGGGGUGGGGGCUUCGAGAGAGGAAGGGGGGCUAGCAGUGGCGACGGGGGGCCUUGUGCGACCCCCCUUCCUGGACUCGGAGGAACGGGUGGCUCCGAAUGGCUGCUGUGGCGCACGGGUCCUGCUUGGGGGCGGGGGGGUUGUCUUCCCAGGGGGGCAGCACCUCGUUGGCCACUGGGGGGCAGGAGGCUGGAUUCCGAUGCGCCCCCUUUGGCCUGAUUCAACUGCCACAGCGGGUCUUAGGAUUCCUAAACGGAGACCCGAGGUGCCCACAAAAUUCGCCAUGAAGAGUCCGGGCAUUCACAAAUUUUGGGUGCCAGGGCCAUGUUCCCUGCAUGGCAGCCACAGGCACCCACGGGCGCAGGGCCAAGUUGGCACUUCUGCUGUGGACAGAGGCAGUCUACCUUAAGACUGGGGGGAAGGAAGAGUGGGAGGAAGCUGUUGCUAUCUGGUCUUGCCUGUGCGCUUUGGGGGCACCUCACUGUGAAGACAGGGGCCUGGACUCAGUGCUGGGGGGUCCUUCGUGUAGGGCACCAAGCCAAAGGGCCACAGAAUCAUCACCAUCAGGGCUUUUUUCAGCCAGAGCUCAGUUUCGGCACCUCUCAGGUAGGCCCCAUUGCCAGUUAUAAGCGAAAAAGGUAAAAGGUAAAAGACCCCUGGAUGGUUAAGUCCCAGUCCAAGGCGACUCUGGGGUUGCGGCGCUCAUCUCGCUUUCAGGCCGAGGGAGCCGGCGUUUGUCCCCAGACAACUUUCUGGGUCGUGUGGCCAGCAGGACUAAACCGCUUCUGGCGCAUGGCAGAAACCAGAGUGCACGGAAACACCGUUUACCUUCCCGCUGGAGCGGUACCUAUUUAUCUACUUGCGCUGGUCUGCUUUCGAACUGCUUGCCCUUCAUAUGCGACCAAACUCCCAUCAGCUUCAACAGGCAGCCUGGCAGACAUGAAGAUUUAAAACAGAAUUCAUCAGCUACUGUCAAUCCUGUAAUCCGUGCCAGGAAACAGGUUCCGUACAGGAGUGGCUAAGGGAGCCGCUGUUCUCCGAGGUUCCCUGCAAACGCUCGCCGUAUCAUCUUCACAACAACCUUGCGAGGUAGGCUAGGCUGAGAGAUCGAGGCCCAAAGGCACCCAGGGAGAGCUUUGAAAGGAUAUGAGCCAAAGGUACCGGGUUCAAACUCUGACGGUAGCUCCAGAGAGCGGCUGCCGGCCAGUGCCUGCUAUAGGUUAACCAAGGCUCUGGUUAAGGCAGCUCCUAGCAGAGGCAAAAUGUCUCCUCAUUGAGCCAAGCCCAACAUAGCUUUGUAUUUGCAGCACCCCCAUUUUCUCAGCAUCUUAUUUUUUUGGGGGGUGUUUCCCCGCGGAAAGCCCCACCUCGCUUUUCGGAAGCCGCCCCCAGCUGCUUUCACUUCCCUCUCGAAAGAUGGAGGAGGAAACUGGCCGAGAAAGAGGUUGUUGCAGUUGGGGAGACAUCAUUAUUUUUUUUUUGGUUUUAUUUCUAUGACAUUUUUUGUUCAAAUGAAUCCCAAAGCAGCUUACAGACAAAAGAAAUAAAUAAAAAAUAUUUGUUUGCGCCAGCCGCCGGCCAUAGCAAUAAAACAACAAUACGAUAUGCAAAAGAAUAAAAAUAAAGAAAGUCAAUAGUACAAUGAUACCUCGGGUUAAGUACUUAAUUCGUUCCAGAGGUCUGCUCUUAACCUGAAAUUGUUCUUAACCUGAAGCACCACUUUAGCUAAUGAGCCUCCUGCUGCCAUCGCGACGCAGGAGCACAAUUUCUGUUCUCAUCCUGAAGCAAAGUUCUUAACUAGAGGUACUAUUUCUGGGUUAGUGGAGUCCGUAACCUGAAGCGUAUGUAACCCAAGGUAUAGGGUUUUGAAUCAAUAGUCCAAUAGCGGACCUUAUUCUAAUUGCCCCGGCUAAAAAACCUUACAACCUUUGCCGUCACCUGCUCAUCUCAACCUGCCAAAAGAAAGGACACUUUGGCAGUGGCUGGGCAAGCCGGAAGGGACGGAAAAUAAAAAUAACAUAAUGGAACGUCACGAACAGGAGCAUAAAUCGUACAGAAUACUUGGCAAAUCAUCGGUAAAGCGAUCCCAAAUCCCAAAUGAAACAAGACAUGAGCUGAGAUUGUCCUUCUGCCUGAUUUAAAAAGGUAAAGGUAAAGGGACCCCUGACCGUUAGGUCCAGUCAUGGCCGACUCUGGGGUUGCGGCGCUCAUCUCGCUUUAUUGGCCGAGGGAGCCGGCGUACAGCUUCCGGGUCAUGUGGCCAGCAGGACUAAGCCGCUUCUGGCGAACCAGAGCCGCGCACGGAAACGCCGUUUACCUUCCCGCCGGAGCAGUACCUAUUUAUCUACUUGCACUUUGACGUGCUUUCGAACUGCUAGGUGGGCAGGAGCAGGGACCGAGCAAGGGGAGCUCACCCCGUCAUUGCAGGGAUUCGAACCGCCGACCUUCUGAUCAGCAAGUCCUAGGCUCUCUGGUUUAUAAGCUAAACAAGUUCUAGCUUAGGGCCCCACUCUCUUGGGGGCCUCCAAAAAAUUUAAAGGAAAAAACCUGGAUGUACAUUUCCAAAAUAUAUGAUAAAAAACAAAUAAAAUAAAACCUGCAUCCAGCAACAGUGUUUUGUGUUGUGUAGGCUCCUAGGAUGCAAGUCAAAUAUCCCUGGUUUGCUCCUUUCUAUAUAUAGGGUGCCGACAUUCUGUAUGGACUGGUUGCAGGGCAAGAUGUGCAAAUGGCUUUUGAUACCUAUUCGGUCCAUAAAUGACCACAUAAAUCAACACAAAAAAAGCAGCAAUUUAUUGUGGACAAAGGACAGCUGGACAUAGAAAGGGCCCCAUUACCUUCAGGAGCUGAGGGCCUCAUCAAACUGAAAUCUGGCCCUGCUCCUGACUCUAUGAUUCAGCACGUAUUGCCGAAUAUUUUCCAUCUUUCUGCAUACAAAGUCUUUCCGCGGCGAUCGUGUCUUGAAAUAACAUCCUGUAGCCUUUUUCUAAUUCCUCCAUCCCGACGGGUUUGGGCGGAACAUUUGCUGCAUGUAUCUGUACGCUGUACAGUGGAUGCUCAGGUUGCAAACAUGAUCCGUGCGGGAUGCACGUUCGCAACCCGCGUCUGCACACCCGCAGGUUGCGAUUCGGUGCUUCUUCGCAUGCGCAAAGCGCAGUCUAGCACAUCUGCGCAUGCGCGACCGCCGAAACCCGGAAGUAACCCGUUUCGAUACUUCCAGGUUUCGGCAGUCCGCAACCCGAAGAAAACACAACCUGAAGCGUCUGUAACCCGAGGUAUGACUGUAUUUUUUCUCUUUUUUUAAUAUAAUUUUUAUUAGUUUUUUUUUAACAUAUCAUUUUCAACAGUAACUAAACAUACUUUUACAUCUUAUUCAAAUUUUUGACUUCCAUCAAGCCUGUCUGAAAAUUUUCCAGUCUAAUCUCACAGUAUGCGUUUCUUAUCUUCCCUAUUACAUUUCAAACGCAUAACCAAUAUCUCUGUCUUUUUCUACUUUGUAACACUUCGUAUAUUUCUCCUUACAAAACUUCUUGUAGUCCUACUAGCGUAAUUUAUUGAUUACAAUUGCUCUUCAAAUAAUUCAUAUACUUCUUCCAAUCUUUUGUAAAUCUCUGGUCCCGCAGGUUUCGAAUCCUUCCUGUCAUUUUGUCCAAUUCAGCGUAGUCCAUUAAUUUUGUCUGCCAUUCUUCUUUCGUCGGAAUUUCUUCCUGCUUCCAUUUCUGGGCUAACAAUACUCUUACCGCCGUUGUUGCAUAGAAAAACAAUUUAACAUCUUGCCUAUUAAUGUCCUGACCUAUAAUACCAAGUAAAAAUGCUUCCAAGUAAAAGCUCUGGUUUUCCCAGUAGUGAUGUAUUGAAGUGAGAGCUGGACCACAAAGAAGGCUGAUCGCCGAAGAAUGGAUGCUUUUGAAUUCUGGUGCUGGAGGAGACUCUGGAGAGUCCCAUGGAUUGCAAGAAGAUCAGACCUCUCCAUUCUGAAGGAAAUCAGCCCUGAGUGCUCACUGGAAGGACAGAUCCUGAAGCUGAGGCUCCAAGACUUUGGCCACCUCAGGAGAAGAGAAGACUCCCUGGAAAAGACCCUGAUGUUGGGAAAGAUGGAGGGCACAAGGAGAAGGGGACGACGGAGGACGAGAUGGUGGGACAGUGUUCUCGAAGCUACCAGCAUGAGUUUGACCAAACUGCGGGAGGCAGUGGAAGACAGGAGGGCCUGGCGUGCUCUGGUCCACAAGGAGGCGGACACCACUAAACGACUAAACAACAACAACAACAAAUGCUUCUGGUUUUUUUUAAAAAACGUAUAUUUCAACAUUUCAAUGACUGUAUUUUCUUUUAGCACCAAGCGUCCAGCGCUUUUGAAGGCAGGCUGCUCCUGCCGCUGGAGGCUUCACCGCCGCUCUUUCCUUUUGCAGGCAGAGAAGCACUGCGCCCGGCUGGGCCCCCCCGGGAAGAAAGCCGACCCCGUCUCCGUCAGCCUCUACUACGAGAGCCUCUGCCCUGCCUGCCGCUCCUUCCUGGUCUUCCAGCUCUUCCCCACCUGGCUUUUGGUGGGCGACGCCAUGGAAAUCACCCUGGUCCCUUACGGGAACGCCCAGGUCGGUCCCGAUCCCCUGGGCAGGGGUGGGGUGGGGAGGCUGUGCCCACCCUCCUUUCCCCUGAUGCCCGUUCUGUCUCUCUCCCUCCGUCUCUCUCUCACAGGAGAAAAAAGGCCCCUCCAAGUGGGAAUUUGAGUGCCAGCACGGCCCCGAUGAAUGCCUGGGCAACUUGAUGGAGGUGGGUACAUCCUCUGAGGCAGGCGCGCCAAGACCUCUCUGUCUCCUCUGUUUCUGGGGGUUUCUCUCUCACCUGGCAGGAAGAGGCUUCCGUUUGUCAGCCUCGUGUUUGGGGAACAUUUAGGGUUUCUUUAGGGCUGUCAAAACAAACCAAAAAAGCCAAACUUACGAAGCCUUUCCCUUUUUUAAAAUAAUGGUUUUUGUUAAACCUUCCAAAUUAUCACAGAACUCGUCAUAUCCACCUAUCUCAUCUAUCAUCUCUCUCUCUCUCUCUCUCUCUCUGUCUGUCUGUCUAUCAUAUCUAUCUAUGUAUCAUCUAUCUAUCUAUAUCCAUCUAUCUCAUCUAUAUCCAUCUAUCUCAUCUAUCUUCUAUCUAUAUCUAUCUAUCUAUCUAUCUAUCUAUCUAUCUAUCUAUCUAUCUAUCAUCUAUCUAUCUAUCUAUCUAUCUAUAAUCUAUCUAUCUAUAUCCAUCUAUCUCAUCUAUCAUCUAUCUAUAUCUAUAUCUAUCUAUCUCAGCUAUAUCUAUCUAUCUAUAUCUAUCUAUCUAUCAUCUAUCAUCUAUCAUCUAUCAUCUAUCUAUCUAUCUAUCUAUCAUCUAUCUAUCUAUCUAUCUAUCAUCUAUCUAUCUAUCAUCUAUCUAUAUCUAUAUCCAUCUAUCUCAUCUAUCUUCUAUCUAUAUCUAUCUAUCAUCUAUCUAUCAUCUAUCUAUCUAUCUAUCUAUCUAUAUCUAUCUAUCUAUCAUCUAUCUAUCUAUAUCCAUCUAUCUCAUCUAUCAUCUAUCUAUAUCUAUAUCUAUCUAUCUAUCAUCUAUCUAUCUAUCUAUAUCUAUCUAUCAUCUAUCUAUCUAUCUAUCUAUAUCUAUCUAUCUAUCUAUCUAUCUAUCUAUCUAUAUCCAUCUAUCUCAUCUAUCAUCUAUCUAUAUCUAUAUCUGUAUCUAUAUCUAUCUAUCUAUCAUCUAUCUAUCGAUCUAUCGAUCUAUCAUCUAUCUAUCUAUCUAUCUAUCUAUCUAUCUAUCUAUCAUCUCCAUCUAUCUCAUCUUCUUUUAUUAUUUAUACCCCAAAGAGGCUUAUUCACUCCGGGGGAAAUGCUUUUUCGCAGAUCAGGUGGGGAAACGGAACCUGCCUUCCUCCAGAGUUUGCUGGGCUCCAACCGGGCAAAAGAUUCCUACCUUUCAGGGGGGUUGGACUAGAUGGCUACUGGAGGACCCUUCCCAUUUUUAUGAGCUUUGGCCAGCAGCACAAACCUUUCUCUCCCCCCCCCGCUCUAACCCUUACCCCCUGCUCCCCCCCCAGGCCUGCCUCAUCCACCUGCUGGGCGACCAGGGCAGCUACUUCCCUCUCAUCUUCUGCAUGGAGUCGAGCGCCAACGUCACCCAGAACUUGGAAACGGUAUGUUCCCCAAAUUCCUUCCCGCGGAAACCCGCCUUGCAGGGCUGGCGGCGGCGGCCUCUUCCAGCGUGGGAAAUCCCCAGGGAUGCAGGGUCUCUGGUUUGGGGGCAAGUUUGGGGAAGAAAGGGAGGGAGAGAGAGAGAGAGAGAGAGAGAGAGAGAAAGAAAGAAAGAGGGAGAGAGAGAGAGAGAGAGAGAAAGAGGGAGAGAGAAAGAGGGAGAGAGAAAGAGGGAGAGAGAGAGAGAGAGAGAGAGAGAGAGAGAGAGAGAAAGAAAGAGGGAGAGAGAAAGAGGGGGAGAGGGAGAGAGAGAGAGAGAGAGAGAGAGAGAGAGAAAGAAAGAAAGAAAGAAAGAGAAAGAGAAAGUGUGAGAGAGAAAGAGAAAGAAAGAGAGAGAGAAAGAAAAAGAGAAAGAAAGAGAGAGAGAGAAAAGAGAGAGAAAGAGAGAGAGAAAGAGAAAGAGAAAGAGAAAGAGAAAGAGAGAGAAAGUGUGUGAGAGAAAGAGAGAGAGAGAGAGAGAGAGAGAGAGAGAGAAAGUGUGAGAGAGAGAGAGAGAAAAAGAGAGAGAAAGUGUGUGUGUGUGUGUGUGUGAGAGAGAGAGAGAGAGAGAGAGAGAGAGAGAGAAAGAAAGAAAGAAAGAAAGAAAGAAAGAUUGUCCCUUCUCUUGGCAGAUCAAGUUGAGCAGGUGACAGCAAAGGUGGCAAGGUUUUUAGAAUCAGAAUAAGACCCACUAUUUGACUAUUGAUUCAAAUCCCUAAAAAUUAUUUCAUUAUAUAAUCGACUUUUCAGUUCUGUUCUUUGUAUAUCGUAUUGUUGUUUUAUUGCUACGGCCGGCGCAAAUAAAAAUCGAUUCCUUCCUUCUCAUUCUCUCGCCACCCUCGGAUCCCUCCAGUGCAUGAAGCUGUACCCGACCAGCGAGAUCCCCCUUGCCAACGUCACGUCUUGCGUGAGCGGAGACCUGGGCAACAAACUCAUGCACCAGAAUGCCCAGCUCACUGACGCCCUCCGCCCGCCCCACAAGUACGUGCCGUGGAUCGCUGUCAAUGGGGUAAGUGCUGGCUGAAGAUGCCCAAAUUCGGGCCCACUGGUCCUGAGUUCGAGUCUCGCUCCACCCGCAGAUUUAAAAUCCAGCAACUCCCUUUGCAGGCAGGAGGUCUGUUGGUUUCGGAUAACCGUCUCGACCCCUUUCUUCCAAAUAAGCAAAUUUAAUUUUCCAUUAUUAAAGCCCAGUUAUUAAUUCCCAGCCAAUUAUACAUUUUGAGUGACUUCCCGUGGGCUGGGUUUUGGGGCGCAAAAUCCUUAUUCCUUCCUGCUUUCGAAAUCUUAGCUGCCGUAUUUUCCCGUGUGUCACAUUUUCUUAAUUUUGGGAAGACUCAAAAUUUAGAAAAUGGGGGGAGAUUUUGCCCCCAUUUAUAAGACCACACCCCUUUUUUAAACAUUAUUUUUAGUCUUAUACACGGGGUCUUAUACACGGAAAAGUACAGUAAUCCAAUUGCAUUCAGUCCUGGUCUUUAGUCCCUUAUCGACAGCGACAGAUUUACUGACUUCCAUUCCUGUUGAGAUAUUUAAUAAUAAUAAAAAUAAUAAAUUCCCGCAGAAAGAGUUGCGUCGCGACCCCCACGUUGCAAGGGGUUGGGCUGGAUGACCUUUUAUUUAGCUUUGGCAUUCAGACCCGGGAGAGACCCGAGUUCGAAUCGCCACUCACUUGAAGGUCGCUGUGGCCAGUCUCUCUCUCCCUCGCCUACUUCGCAGGGUUGGUGUGACGAUAAAAAGGGGGGAAUUGGGGAGAAAAGUGAGGGAAGGUUGGGGUGUGAAUUGAAUCCCUCCUGGCCUGGGCGAUAAAAGGGGAAGAGGGGAGAAUUUGCACCCGCCGCCUCAAGUUGCAAUUCCUGCAUUUCCCAGGGUUGGACUAGAGGACCUUUGGGGUUCCCUCUCCAAUCUCUAGGUCUGAAAAUGCAACAGAUAAAGCAACUGGGUGGAUUUCCAGGGGUGCAUUCCUAUUUCAGCAGAGCGCCCUGAGUUUUCUGCUGCAGGGGAGGGAUUUGGGGGCACCCCCCAUCGCCUGCCCCACUGAUUCCCUUCUUAUUCCGCCCCCCAACCCCAGAACCACACGGAAGAACUCCAGGGUGAAGCGCAAUCCAACCUCCUCGGGGUCGUCUGUAAGCUGUAUAAGGCAAGUGCUUGUCUAAUAAUAAUAAUAAUAAUAAUAAUAAUAAUAAUAUUUAUACCCCACCCAUUCCCCCUUUCUCUUUCCCCUCCACGAGGCAACUCCUAGCUGGGGGUCUUUGCCCUCCCACAAUGAAUUUGGGACAGUGUGGGGAGGGCCAAGGGGGUGGGUCACUUUUCCAUGCCUGUUUUGUUUUGCUUCCAUUCCCCCCCCUUUAAUUUUAAAGUUAAAUUUCCAGAAAUUCCACAUGCAUUUUAAUUUCCAGAAAUUCUACAUACAAUUUCUUUUGUGCAUUCAUUUCCCCCCUUUAAUUUUCAAAUUAAAUUUCCAGAAAUUACACAUAUAUAUUUUUUUGCUUUAAUUCCCCCCCUUUAAUUUUAAAAUUAAAUUUCCAGAAAUUACACAUUUUUUUUUUUUUUGCUUUAAUUCCCCCCCCCCCUUUAAUUUUCAAAUUAAAUUUCCACAAAUUCCACCUGCAGUCUUUACUUUUGCUUUAUCCCCUCCCCUUUAAUUUAAAAAAAUAAUUCCGGAAAUUCCACGUGCAAGUCCAAUGCACUUUUUUCAUAUAUAAAAUAAAUUCUUUUGCAUUAUUGAUUAUUCUCAUUCCUUUUUCUGUGAUGUUUCCCUUAUAUUCCCCCCCCCCCACUUUGCUGAACCCUGCUCUCCCCUCUUUUAAUAUAUAUGACUGAGGGUGCCCUAUAGGGACCCUAUGGGGGGUGCCAGAGAGAGAGACGGGGGAGAGAAAGGGGGACAUGGUGGGGCAGAAAGGAAACUGUGUGCCAGUUUGCCUCCUAGGGCCAUGGGUUCGAAUCCUACUUGGGGCAAAAGAUCCCUCCAUUUGCAGGGGGCUGGACUAGAUGUCCCCCGGGGGUCCCUCUGCUAUUUUAUUAUUUAUCUCCCCCCUUCUGUCCCUGCAGGGAGAGCUGCCUCCCGUCUGCCAGCACAAAGGCAACUCCUUGCCUGCCUCCCCGCAAGAUGCCUGCCUGAAGAUCUAGCUCCUCUCUCCCCACAACGCCUGUCUCUGGGGCCGGGGCUGCCCCCCAAAAACACCCCCCCCCAAAAAAUGCGCAUGCAGCCGCGGUGCCCAUCCCACCCCGGGUGGGUCAAAGGAAGCAUCUUCCCUGCUACUGUUGUUCUUCCCCUGCGGAACUCCCUGCCACAAGGUCUGGACCCGGGGAGCAGCCGGGGAGGAAGGAAAUAAAAGGAGCACCACUAGGCAUUUUGGGGGUCCGGAACGAACCUUCCCUCCUUCCGAACCUGAUGGGCAAGAGGGAGGCGAGUUCUGAUCCUGCCAUCCUGGAGGAAGAAACGGACACCCUUCCUUUUUGCAAAUUGCAAAAGCACUGCCAGGUUGUUAUUUUGCCUUCUCUCUCCCCAAAAUGGAAAUUGUGCCUUUUAAAAAAACAAAACAUCAAUACUCCAAACUGAUUGGUUUCUUUUCUGGCCAAAAUGCUUCCCUUGUCGGUUUUUUUGUGGGUGGGGGUCAAAUCCGUACCAAGAUUGCAGAUGCCCCCCAGGGUUUUGGCUAUUUAAUUAUUUCGCAAAUUUUGCACACGGUUGGGUUACUUAAACAAGCUGGAAAGACAGAUAAAGCAAUAAAAGGAUUGAGGAGGAAAAUCGACAUGGCAACAACAAUAAUAAUAGUUAAUAAUGAUUU